CAAGGCUACAAGUAUAUUUUAAACUUGUUUAAGCCACCAUUUAAAUCUUCCACCCUUUUCUCUCUACAAAAACAACCAUAAUUAAUUCAUUCACAAACAAAUCAUUCUCUAAAAACAAUAGUCUAAAAACUUUUACAAAUUAAUUUCUAAAAAAAUGGCGAUCGUGAGAAGUAGAAUAAUAUCACAGGUACUACAAAGAAGCAGCAUCACCACCUGUUUCGGGCACCAGAAAUGCUCGGCUUCAUCGACUGCAGCAGUGGCCGCAGCGGCUGAGGUAGGCGUAGUGGGAUCAAAAUCAAUGGGGUUUUGGUUGAAAGAUUAUGAAGAUUAUAGGAAAUCAUUGUAUGGUGGAAAUAUUACUCAUAAAGCUCUCUUCGUUGAUGCUGUUGGCACUCUCCUUGUCCCUGCUCAACCCACUGCACAGAUAUAUAGGCAGAUGGGGGAAAAGUAUGGGGUGAAAUAUUCAGAGGAUGAAAUAUUGAACAGAUACAGAUGGGCUUAUGGUCAACCUUGGGGAAAAUCACGUCUCAGAUAUGUGGAUGAUGGUAGACCCUUCUGGCAAUACAUUGUUUCAUCUUCCACAGGUUGUUCAGAUGCUCAGUAUUUUGAGGAGCUUUACAACUACUUUAUGACUGAGAAGGCAUGGCAGCUAUGCGACCCAAAUGCAGGGAAAGUAUUUCAGGCUUUGAGAAAUGCCGGUGUAAAAGUGGCUGUUGUCUCAAACUUUGAUACUCGAUUAAGACCUCUAUUGAGGGCUCUGAAUUGUGAACACUGGUUUGAUGCUGUGGCCGUCUCAGCUGAAGUUGCUGCUGAGAAGCCAAACCCAACAAUAUUUCUGAAGGCGUGUGAUCUUCUGUGUGUAAAACCAGAGGAUGCUGUUCAUGUUGGUGAUGAUCGUAGGAAUGAUGUAUGGGGUGCAAGGGAUGCAGGCUGUGACGCUUGGCUUUGGGGAAGCGAUGUCCAUUCUUUCAAAGAGGUUGCAAACAGAAUAGGCGUCCACAUCUAAGCAAGCGGAUGUGUUUUUUACCUUGCAACUCUGGCCGCCAUCUCGAAAAAAUAAGUACGCUAUCCCGGUCUCCCUCGUUUAGGGGCUGUACAAAUUGUGUUAUAUAUGUAUCUGGUAACGGGACUUCAGAGGAGACCAAAUGUUGCCAAAUAAUAUGUGGAACCGGAUUUUGUAUAGCUUCUAAGUUGUACAUAUGUAAUGAGUGUUAUCAAAGGGUCAAAGGAAAGGAGAUAAAGAAAAGUUUUCCGGGAAAUUUGUUCAUACCUUUGCUAUAGCAGCCUAGCAUGGUCACUUCUUUGGUUGACAACAACAAGCGUGAACAACUUAGAAGCCUCACUAUCGCUCCAUUGUUAAUCCAAUAUUCCCUUACUUGUAUUUUACUUAUCUAUUGCUUUUUAAGAUCUUUCUAAUAACAUUUUAGGCUUUAGAUAGAAUUAUUAUGUUUCUUUAAUCUCAGUGUUCACCGGCAGUUUUUAGCUAAUUCAAAAUAAACCUCUAUGAGGGGUAUGAACCAGGACCUCUCAUCAGAAUUUUUUUUUGCUUAA
This is a messenger RNA of Spinacia oleracea (spinach), 1551 nucleotides long. RefSeq lists its product as uncharacterized. The transcript is spliced from 6 exons. Lineage: Eukaryota; Viridiplantae; Streptophyta; Magnoliopsida; Caryophyllales; Amaranthaceae. Bases 155 to 1006 code for a protein of 283 amino acids. The record is from RefSeq and is a predicted model, not a curated record.